AUGAAGGACCAUUUAUCAUAUUAUUUGGGAAAAUUAACAUGUGUGUAUAGCGUGGAUGGAAACAUUCAGGAGGAACAGGUGCGGAACAGCAAUCAUACUAUUCACAGAACCAUGAGGAUCCUGGAGGAGUAUAAAAAUAGGCUGUUUUCCUACUACAUCAUAAGGGAUAAUUUGCCCGAGUCCAAUCAUGACAGUUUUAUAAAUGUGGGCAGAAAGCCCUUUAUCUUAUUCGUAAAUGAGCCACUUACUAUGGAGGAGAGUCAAUUAAAUGGAUUUCUACUCGAAUCACGAACACUCAUGAUGGAAGCCCACAGAUAA
This is a messenger RNA of Plasmodium inui San Antonio 1, 318 nucleotides long. RefSeq lists its product as hypothetical. Lineage: Eukaryota; Apicomplexa; Aconoidasida; Haemosporida; Plasmodiidae. The transcript has a single exon. The record is from RefSeq and is a predicted model, not a curated record. The coding region runs from base 1 to 318 and encodes 105 amino acids.